UCUGGCAUUCACUGGAAACCUUCCAACCUAUCCGCAGGUCAGGCGAGACCAGCUCUGUCGCCGGAAUUCGGAACUACUUUCCUGCUUCAGCAGCAUGAGGCUUUUUUUGUGGAACGCGGUGCUGACGUUGUUGGUCACUUCUUUGAGUGGGGCUCUGAUCCCUGAACCAGAAGUGAAGAUUGAGGUGCUCCAGAAGCCGUUCAUCUGCCAUCGCAAGACCAAAGGGGGAGAUUUGAUGUUGGUCCACUACGAAGGCUAUUUAGAAAAGGAUGGCUCCUUAUUUCACUCCACUCACAAACAUAACAAUGGCCAGCCCAUUUGGUUUACAUUGGGCAUCCUGGAGGCCCUCAAAGGUUGGGACCAGGGCUUGAAGGGAAUGUGUGUAGGAGAGAAGAGAAAGCUCAUCAUUCCUCCUGCCCUCGGCUAUGGAAAAGAAGGAAAAGGUAAAAUUCCCCCAGAGAGUACACUGAUAUUCAACAUUGAUCUCUUAGAGAUUCGAAACGGACCAAGAUCCCAUGAGUCAUUCCAAGAAAUGGAUCUUAAUGAUGACUGGAAACUCUCUAAAGAUGAGGUUAAAGUGUAUUUAAAGAAGGAGUUUGAAAAGCAUGGCGCAGUGGUGAAUGACAGUCAUCAUGAUGUUUUGGUGGAAGAUAUUUUUGAUAAAGAAGAUGAAGACAAAGACGGAUUUAUAUCUGCCAGAGAAUUUACAUAUAAACAUGAUGAGUUAUAAAGAUACAUCUGCCCAUUUUAUACGGCAUCCAUCCUUAAAGACAGGACGACCAUUUUAAAAGAAAGUCUUAUUUUCUUGUUCUGUUUUUGUUUUUAUAUGUUUUUCUGAAUAUUGUUUGAAGAACCCCUUAGGAUUCCUAAGUGUCCAUUUCUUUCUGGUGAGUUAUUGGGAAGAAAAAAUUAAUUUGUCUUUGAAUAGAAGACUGCUGGACUAUCUUCCACUUUCACAUAUGAAGCCUUAUGUUUUACUUGCUUACUUGUAAUUUUAAAAUAUUGCCGUCGGGAUCAUGCCAAACAUUAAGACCAAGUUAUAGCACAAAUCAGCACCCUCUCUUUCUACUUCCCUCAGUGUUCUCUGUGUUAGAUACUGACAUUUGAGAAACCUUUUGCAAUAGCCUGAGGCUUACUGUUUUUCAUGUUAUAAUGAAACAGUGUGUCUGUGACUGCCUGUGAGUCUCUGCUUGAGGAAAAGAGGAAAAUAGACGUUGAUUUGGGCUUGUGAACAGUUAUUGCUCUACUGAGAUGUGUGAUGCCAAGAUGAGUAACAAAGUUAAUAACUUAUAAGUAUGUAUACAUUGAAACAUUCUGCCCAGGACUUAAGUUAAAUAAGCUUUGGUUUUUACUGACUAAUAACCUAUAAUGAGAAAUAGGACAAAUUAUGUGCCUGGUUCUUUGUAAUAAUGUGUCAAAAUAUUGUUGCUGAGGUAGAGUUGUUUCCAAUCAGUGUUUAAGUCUAGCAGAUUACCCUUCCUGGUGUAUUAAUGAAUAAAAUCUAUUACUAAUGUAUUGUACUACAAUAACAUUGUAUCAUUAGAGAAAUUAGAAAGCCAAUAGAAAAUUUCCCAUUUCUGCUCAUCAAAAAAUGACGUGGACCCACAGCUGCUACUAUUUAUAGAAAUAUCUCCUGGGUCAAAAAAUGGAUGAUUUUAUAAUUUUACCUGAAAUCGGCUUUUAUCCUUUUCCUUUAAAAAAGCUCCCAAAUCUAUUUACUAAGAAUAGUUCUUUAUCAUUUACAAAGUGAUCUCAAGUGCCUCAUUGUCUUUGAUUUUCAUUGCUCUGAGCCCUGUGAAAAAAGCAGGUGGAUCUUAAUGUACCUAUUUUAUAGAUGAGGACAUUAUCCUUCAAAAAGGCGGAUUGUUUUGCCCGAGGUCAACAGCUAACUUGUGCAAACAGAUCUGGGGUCCCCAAGUUCAGUAUCUUUGUAUUGCCCUCUACUAUUGAAAAAGCAAAACUUGCCUUUGAACUCA
Suricata suricatta (meerkat) is the source of this 1976-nucleotide messenger RNA. RefSeq names its product FKBP prolyl isomerase 14 (gene FKBP14). Gene Ontology annotation, molecular function: calcium ion binding; peptidyl-prolyl cis-trans isomerase activity. The transcript is spliced from 5 exons. NCBI's taxonomy places the organism in Eukaryota, Metazoa, Chordata, Mammalia, Carnivora, Herpestidae. The record is from RefSeq and is a predicted model, not a curated record. The coding region runs from base 95 to 730 and encodes 211 amino acids.